AUGAAAUUCCUUUUCUUGGGUGUGCUUUGUUUGUGCGGAGCUUCGGCUCAAAUCUUCGCCUCCUCCGAUCCGGAGAUUUCAAUGACCACGCCUCAAAUCAUCCAACGUUGGGGGUAUGCAGUCGAGGUCCAUACGAUCACCACCAUUGAUGGCUACAUGAUCGAUCUUCAUCGAAUUCCAAACGGCAAAAAUGGCGUCCGCACCGCCAACAAGCCAGUCGUUCUCAUGCAACACGGAUUGAUGGCCGACUCGAGUGUCUGGGUGAGCAACUUGCCACAACAAUCUGCCGCUUUCCUCUUCGCCGACGCUGGCUUUGAUGUGUGGCUCGGAAACUUGCGCGGAAACACGUAUGGAAUGAGACAUAAGACGUUGAGCCCACAAAAUCCCGCCUUUUGGAAGUUCUCCUUUGAUGAUGCUGCUAGCACUCUUCCCGCUUUCGUCAACUACAUCUUGCAAAUGACCAACCAGCAAUCGCUCAACUACAUCGGACACUCUCAAGGCGCUUUGAUGAUGUUCGCCCGUCUCUCCGAGGAUCCGACCUUUGCUCAAAAGAUUGCAAACCACUUCGCUUUGGCGCCAUUGGGCACGAUGAACAACGUGAAAGGACCCCUCUUCACAAUGGCCAAAACUCUCGGAAACUUGACACAAGAUCAACUUUUCUCCUUGUUCGGUGCCGGUCAACUCAUCCCAAGAUCCGAUCUUGUCAACCAACUCAAAACCCAGGUGUGCCAAUCGGGACCAGUGUGCGACAAUUUCCUCUUCCUCACCAGCGGCUCGCCAAGUGCUUCCCAGUUCAACAUCAGCCGUCUCCCCAUCUACCUUUCCCAUACUCCAUCGCCCUCUUCAACCCAGAACUUCAUCCAUUACCUUCAGAACAUCAAUGCUCAAGGAGUGGUGCCCAAGUACGACUUCGGAAACGCUCAGCUCAACAUCGCCAAAUACGGACAGCCAAGCCCACCACUCUACGAUUUCUCGAAAAUCAACGCGCCCACGCAUCUUUUCUGGGGUGAUUUGGACGUGUUCGCCGAUAAAAUCGACAUCGAGAACUGGCUCUUGCCCAUCUUGAACAAGCAAUGGUUAAGGAACAACAUCGAGCUUCCCAACUUCGCCCAUAUGGAUUUCGUCUGGGGACUCAAUGCCGCCAACCAAGUCUACAUGCCAAUCAUCAACUUCCUUCGUGGAGCUCAACGACAACAACCAAUCAUGGGC
Mesorhabditis belari is the source of this 1209-nucleotide messenger RNA. The record is from the annotation of a GenBank genome assembly. NCBI's taxonomy places the organism in Eukaryota, Metazoa, Nematoda, Chromadorea, Rhabditida, Rhabditidae.